UAGUGCACACACACACACACACAGGAGUUCAUUCGUGUGUGCACCAAGUUAACAACAUGGGGAAACACUGGCCUGCAGUUUUUGCAUUGAUUUUAGCUCUCGGUGCAUAUGUGCACUUUGACACAGCGUUUGCUGAAGAGGCUGAACGCAAAACAACAUCAAAGCCAGGAACAUGUCCUCCCAGGACAUGGGGCGCAGGGCUGUGUGCUGAGUUUUGCUCCAGUGACUGUGACUGCCCCGACAAUGAGAAAUGCUGCUCCAACGGAUGUGGACAUCAGUGCAUUGCACCAUUCACAGUGAAGCUUGGCCGCUGCGCUCGGCCCCAGAGAACCAACAUGUGUGCUGAGUACUGCUAUCAUGAUGGUCAGUGUCCGGGAGAGCAGAAGUGCUGCAGAACAACCUGCGGUCACGCCUGCAGCGAGCCCUGCUGAGUGGACGGCCACUGACUCAGGGGUCACUUUCAUUUCCUUUCCUGUACUUGAAAGUGAUUAGUGGGUAUUUUGUGCAAAUUAACUUAAUCAGUUUACAACUUCUUAAUCAUUUAAUAAUGUCAAUGAUAUUUUGGUUGAUUUCUGUACGAUUGGUAGUACUGUAUAUUCUAAACCUUCUGAAUGGAUGAAAAAUGUACUGCAGUUAUUUUGUAUCUCUUCCUCGUGGAGUUAUGGGAUGUUUUCUAUUGCCUUGUAUUACAAAAAAUAAACAUAUUUUCAGCAUUUA
Molecule: messenger RNA, 717 nt
Organism: Hippoglossus stenolepis (Pacific halibut)
Lineage: Eukaryota; Metazoa; Chordata; Actinopteri; Pleuronectiformes; Pleuronectidae
Gene: wfdc2
Product: WAP four-disulfide core domain 2
Exons: 3
Coding region: 57-431 (124 amino acids)
Biological process (GO): innate immune response; antibacterial humoral response
Cellular component (GO): extracellular region
Molecular function (GO): peptidase inhibitor activity
Source: RefSeq, a predicted model, not a curated record